Messenger RNA from Xyrichtys novacula (pearly razorfish), 9920 nucleotides. The record is from the annotation of a GenBank genome assembly. NCBI's taxonomy places the organism in Eukaryota, Metazoa, Chordata, Actinopteri, Labriformes, Labridae.
GGGAAGGAUGAGGUUUCUUGAGCAGUGAACCAUCAGGGCUUCCAGAAGGAGACUGUACCUGCGGCCCGAUGCAGAACGGGGAGGCUAUGAGCCCGCAGGAGUCAGAGGCAGCAGGCGCAGAGGCCAUGGAGGACCAGAAAGCCCCAAACCAGAGCCAGAACCAUGCCUGUGUUGAACCCACAGCGCCUCCUCUUCCUCCUCCUCCUUCCCCGCCGCCACCAGGGCCGCCAGAGUAUCCAAGACCCAGGCUCAUUUUCCACACCCAGCUGGCUCAUGGAAGCCCAACAGGCCGCAUCCACGGAUUCACCAACGUCAAGGAGCUCUACGCCAAGAUUGCUGAAGUGUUCAACAUCUCCCCCUCAGAGGUACCAAACCAACACAAACAUGUGUGUUAAAUAUGAUCAGGAUAGUUUCAUAUAUUUAAAGUUUGAGGAAGAUAAUUCUGGUAAAAGAAGAACUGCAUUUCCUUUCUUGUACUGUUGGUUUGUCAGGCCUGCUGCUAUUAGGUGUAAGGUUUCCACUCUCGGCUUUUUUCCAUGAUGCACUAUUGAAGACCAUUUGGCUCAUGCUGUCUGCCAGACUUUGCACUUGUCGGGGCCUCAACCAGGAUCAAUAAUGGAAACAAAUAACAAGAUAACAUUCUGUAGUCAAUAGACUACACACACGUGCUUAAACAAAACAACUUACAGUAACAGGAGUGAGUUCAGAGCGAGUGUUUUUAACAAAGAGCCACGGUUGAAUUACAGACAAAUGACUCUAUUAUUUGGCAAUUUUAGGAAAUGAUGUACCUAUUUUGCUGCAUCGUAUAAGGUUAACAGAAAAUUGUUCAAAACUUGCUCAUAAGUGUUAGAGAGGAGAAAAAUCCCUGCCGUGAAUCAAUUUUCAUUCCUGCAAAAGUCACACACUUUCAGAUGGAAAGUCCUGCCAUGCUUGCAUCAUCUAACUUGGUUUGAAACACAGACUUUCUUUGAUAUCAUGGAAUUCCUGUGAUGACUCCCCGUGUGAUGACAUUAGUCGUAUUUUGUCACACUUGGCAAAGUUUCUCUGGGGUCACAUAAGACAUUAAAAACUCAGCUGUUUCAGUUUAAUAAUCAUAACACAUGAUGUGUGCGCUAACUGUGGGUUUGGAUAUUGUGGACUUUCCGUUUUAAAACAUCCCUACAUAAAGACUCACUAUUCUUACUAACCACUUCAUAUCUGCAAGAAAUGCAUUAACUGUCUGUGAAUAUGUGAUACCUCAUUCAAAAUUUCAAUGCCAGAAUGAUCCAACAGCAUCGUAGAACAAUAAACAAUGAAGGUGAUCAAAAGUUUGAUUAUCAGUUAAGAUGCAGAUAAUAGUCACUCACAAGGCCAGAAUCCUUGAAAGAUGUGAAGUCAACUAUCUUUAGUGGGUCAUGGUUAACCAAAUCCCUCUGCGGCCUUGUACCGCUCUCAGUGUUCGACACAACAGAAGACCACAGGCUGUGACCAAAACUCCCAUGCUGAUAUCAGACAAAACUUCCUUUAUCAAUUCUGAUUUAAUUCACAUUUGUAUUCAAGAUAGGCAUUUCAAUGACUUUAAUUCAAGGUGGGAGGAAUACAACAGAGAGAUGAGAGUAAGAAAGGGUGAUAGUCAACAAUAAAAAGAAGUGUGGCUCUGGGUGUGGAAGCUUGUGCACCUAUUGUUUGCUGAAAUCAACUCAAAUAAUAUCUCAGUGUUAAUACAUUUCAAUAUUAAAAACAAAGGCUUAAAAAUAUUCAAUUUUAUAGGUUAUGAAGCGGGGAUGAGGUCUUCUGUCUGCAGCAGUUCUGCAGCAACAAACGUAACUACAGCAACUAUCCAUCUUAUCUCGUAAUUAUCAGUUUUGUUUUGAAGGCCACCUUGAAGGUUUUUCCUAUCUGCAUAUCACUUGUUGGAUGAUUGGAGAUGGAAUAUGGACUGUGAAGAUCAAAUCAGGCCACUAAAAAAUGCUGGCCUGUUGCUUGAAGCUUAAUUUCUCUAUGAGGAAGAAGUUUAGGCUUAAGAAGUUUUUGCUGUUAUAACCCUUAGGUGCAAAUGUAAGAAACAUUAAGUUCCAUUGAAUGUCUUUUAUAAAUGCUUCAGUAAUCUGCAAGACUAUCAGCCAAACAGGAGACAUUUAAUAGAAAACAAUGUGAGGGUGACAGCCUGCUCAACAAUAACAAUAAUCAUUAGAAACUGUUAUUGAAUGCUUUGCUUUUCAAUCAGUUUAUCACUCAGUAACUGAAUUGGUUUGUUAAAAAAAAAAAACUUAAUAGAAUAGAAUAGAAGAAUAGAAUAUUCCUUUAUUGAUCCCCCAUGGGGGAAAUUUUUUUUUUAAUUUUUUUUUUUAAAAAGGCCUUAUGUAGGAUAAUAAUUGAUCAUAUGGGGCGUAUAUCAAUGUAGCCUUGAACAGCAAUCGGACUUCUAGAUAUAGUUUUGUCAGUGGUAAAUAUCAGGCAGUUAGGUGGUGAUAGUGGGAUGUACAACAGUUUCCUUGAACCCUUGAGGACUGAACAGCAGCAGCAUAAAGUUACCGUACAACAAGAUGCAAGGGGAGACCUUGGACUGCAGUCAGACUGUUCCAUUUGCCAGAGGAAUUACUGCGAGUAAUAUCUUACGGGAACAGCUCUGAGUUAGAUAACAGUUCAGAGAGGUUAUCUCAGAUUUCCGCUUUGUAUUAUCAAGUCAAACUUGAACUUCAACCUCUAAGAAAAACAAAAUCAAGGCGUUGAGGGUGAAUGAAAAUCAAAGCAUUUUUUCAGAGAUUACAUUUCUUGUUAGGAAGAGAUUGGCGAAGAUUGGCCACAGUUCAAAGAGCUGUAACACAAGGGUCAUGUGGUCAGAGCAGCAAUGUCAACAUGCAAAUGCUGAUCUAAGGAAAAUUUUCUCCUUCACUUCAUAACUUCAGUGAGAUCUAAGGACUUUCUGAGAAGUUUUCAUCGUUGUUAAAACUGCAAACUACCCCAAUCAUUUGGUUACAAACUUUUUCUUCUUGAUACAUCCAUUGCUGACUACAAAAUGGCCACAAAUGCAAAACCAAAUGAUUUGGCUCUACUGCCCUCUGCUGUUAAAUUUUAUGCAGCACGGCUGAAAACCAAAUAGCUUCAUUUGGUUUGUUAGCUUGGGUUGUAAAAAAGGACGCAAUGAAAUGACAAAGGAGGGCAAAAUAACAACAACAACAACACGAAAAAUCCAUUAACAAUGAACUAGAAAAAAAAUUAGCACCAUUUUCCAAAAAUUUCCUCAUGGAGAUCAAUAAAGUAUCAUCUUUUCUCAAAACUUUACAUCAAAAGAAACUAGUUUGCAAAGAUUACAAAGCAAAACCAUAACACAGAUUGUAUACUCUCCCUCUCUUCUGACAGUAUCUAAUAAAAGAUACAAGGGAGCUCAAUAUGUAAAUGUAGGUGAACUGCUGAUGGUAAAUGCUGAUCAAUUAUUGACCUCAUACGAAAAGCAUACUGAUGAAAAAUAUGGACAACAUACCUUUUCUGCCUCUUUAUUCAGAGAACUGUAUCUCAAUGAAUCUCAGUUUGUAUCAACUGUUUGUUUUAUUAAUUUAAACUACUUUGUGUGUCCCCCUUUCAGAUCCUGUUCUGCACCUUAAACUCCCACAAAGUAGACAUGCAGAAGCUCCUGGGGGGACAGAUAGGGCUGGAGGACUUCAUCUUUGCCCACAUCAGAGGAGAAACUAAAGAGGUGGAGGUUACAAAGACAGAGGAUGCUCUGGGCCUCACUAUUACAGACAAUGGAGCUGGAUAUGCUUUCAUCAAGGUGGGCAUCUCUGACUUAUUUUAGAUAUUUUUGUCAAAGAUAGUUUGAUUUUUAUACUCCUAAAUGAACUUUUACAGUUUGUGAUGAAAUCCCUGUCAACUAACAGUAUAGAAGACUGCUGCAUGUGAAUAUAUUUGAUAUGUUUCUGUCAGAGGAUAAAGGAAGGCAGCACCAUAGACCGGCUGAAGACAGUGUGCGUUGGUGAUCACAUUGAGGCCAUCAAUGACCAGAGCAUUGUGGGGUGUCGACACUACGAGGUAGCUAAGAUGCUGAAAGAACAACCCAGAGGAAUACCGUUCACUCUGCGCCUGGUGGGGCCCAAGAAAGCCUUUGGUGGGUACUACAAAAUGUUGACCUAUUAUAUUUAACUUCUGUAACGUCUGCUCUUCCUCAUGCCACCAAAUACUACUUCCUUCACCUUCAAGUUGUCACUUCAGCUGCUGCUAUGAUGCUCUUUUUAAAGGCACAUUUCACUUAAAAAAAACAGGUCAAACAUAAUAAGCUCUUUAUGGUAAAAUAAUUAAAUUUCUAACAUAUGAUUAAGAUUAGGAUUCACGUGAUAACUACCAAACUGUACAUAAUUAAACGGAUAAAUAUCCAGCCCUUCUUACUGCUACAUUUCUUACCCUAAUAUUGAACCCCUUCACCGAAAAUAGAUGGUCUAACGUAAGUGGAUCGAAGUCACGUUAUAUUUAUAUUUGUAGGUCAAAGUCAUUGAAAUACCAGCAUGCAAAAAGUACAUGUAAACAUAAAUGCAGAAAGAGAGGGAUGGAGGGAGAACACAUGGUUCAAGUUUACCAGACUCUCUGCAUUUACACAACUGUCUGUGCUGGAGAAACUGUAAACAUUUGAUCAUGAUGUACGAGCGGUACUUUCCCUUUUGCGAGGGAACCAAAGUGGCACUUUAAUAUCAGGCAUUUAUCUGUCAUGAGUAAAAAUGCACGAACAAUUAAUUAGUCUUGCUCUAAGCCAAGCCCCAGACAGGACUCUGACGUGACCUCCUGCUCUGACAUGUUCGACUUUUAUUAAUGCGAGCAAAAUUUCCUGCACUUUUCCCUUAGACUUUAAUUUAGGACUGUAUUUAUCAUUGAGAAACCCUCCACACCUUUUUCCCCCCCCUCUGGGAAAUGUUUUUCCUCUUUAACAGUAAAUUUAGUGGCUCAUUGAUGAUAUCUGGGUCAGAACACAACAAGGGAAAGAGGAAGUCUGCAUUUCUAAGUGGAUAUAACAGACUGGGAUGGAGAAAAACUGUCAUCAGAACCUUGUUAUCAGGCAGGAAACUAGAUCCAUGGUCAAUGGCUAACAUCCUGUUAACAAUCAUGGACAGUAUUUUGUUACCGUGCUCAAUGUUGUUAUGAGACAAUAGCAACUAAGAGCCCAUUAAGUGGCAUGAACGAGCUGGGCCCAACAGAUUGUGUACUUCUGGUUGCCAUAGAUCUGUAGAUGCUUUCUAAUUCUGAUUUAGUACAAACUGCUGUGUUUGAGGUAAAGAAUGAAUAGUCACAAUAAAAGAUAACAGCCCAGUGUAAUGGGCAUUACACACACUGCAUGUGUUGUUUCUGGGGGACCUCAAAAUAAGAAAAAAAGGGAUUUAAUCAAACCAGAACCCAGUUUUGGAGUUAUAAAUCUUGCAGUAUAAACUGUUCUUUGGCAUCUCGUAGCUUCUCUUUAUCUGAACCAGAGCAGCACUUUCAGCAAUGCUAACAUGAAGAUAAAGUUUAUUUAUAUCUGGAAAUCAUCUGCUGUCAAAUCUGAAAAGGAUGAAACCGACCCCUGCCACUGACAAAGUGAUAAUAUCAGCAUUGAGUAUCAGCUAACCUGCUCUCUCAUUAUCAGUAUUGGCACUGGCCAUCGACAAACUGAUAUUGAUUGAUCACUAGUCUCACUGUAAAAAAUGCCAAACCUAUAUAAGUAAAUACAGAUCCAACAGGAUGUCUGUUUCAUCUAUAAAAUGUGGUCAAUGCUUAACCGCUUGUUUGUGUUUAUAUGUCCGGUCAGACAUGAUUGGAAUGAGGACCCGAGCACCAAAAUCUAAUGAGGGCAAGAUGGUGAACGGGAGAGAGACCCUACGUCUGCGCUCCAAGGGCACUGCUACGGUUCAAGAAGUGGUGAGUUUCACACGCUCUGUAGGACAAUGACAUUGCUUCCUGUGUACUCUCAGUUUUCUUAGUCAGUAACCCAUGAAGUUCACUCUAAGACAUAAAAACACUACAUCACAGAGUUCCCAAGAAGGAUUCUGGGGAACUGAAAUGACCCCAUGUAAACCACAAAACUCACAGCUGGAUAAAUCAACCCCCACUCUUUUACAUGACUACUAAAGUUUCUGUCCAGAUAUGUUCUGUGUUUAGUUUUUCCCUGGUUUUGUGAUUUAAACGUAUUUUCUUUGUUAUUUUACCUCGUGUUUCUGUUCCAUAUUGUUCCUGUUCCCCUGUAGUCUUGUCUUGUGAGUUUUCAGUUUGUGUCUGACCCUGUUCCCCUCAUGUUCUCAGUGUUUCCUGUUUUAUUUUGUAGUAGUUUAUUCCCUGUGUUUCUAGUCUUGCUUUACUUCCUGUGUUUUCCCUCCUCUGUAAUUGUCUGCACCUGUGUCUCGGUGUCUCACCUGCCUCUCGUUGCUCGUUUGCCUGUGCAUAUAUAGUCCUUGUCUUCCCCUGUUUCUUGGUUGGUUCAUUGUGUGUAUCUUUGUCAGUGUGUACGUGUCCCCCCCAGUGAGUUGUCAGUGAAUUUUUUUUGUUCCUUGGAUUUUGCUUCCUGUGUUUUGGAGAUUUUUUAAGUUGGACUUUUUAAGUAAGUUUUUGUUGCUUCUUAUUUAGUUCUCUUUAAAUAAAUCCUUUUUUCAUCCUGCAUAUGGGUCUUUUUCUUUGUCUAACCUUGCAAAGAUGUGACUUUUUUUUUAAAACAAUGCUUAUUACUUCCAAGGAAGUGACCCUUUUGACUGACAAAGUGACCAACUUCCCACACUUCACUCUGUUAGCGGGUUCUGCAACCCUCGAGAAAAGAAAAACACUUGAUAAACACACAUUUACUAGCAUUUACCGGCAAUACGCAGUUUGUGUGAUUCAGCGUUAAAAGACCAUCAAACUUCUGAUGUUUUCAUGCAACAAAAAUGUUAGAAACAAUAGCUUAUGAUAUUCUUGGCUCUUUCAAUGAUUAGAAUGAGCUUGUGAAGUUUGUUUUACCAUAUUUAGAGCUUGAACAGCACUACUUUCCCACUCAAGCUUCUGUAUUUUUUUUUGCACUUACAGCAGAAUGAGUUUGAGGAACGGGCGACCAGAAGGGUGGAUGACUUGUUGGAGAGCUACAUGGGAAUCAGAGAUCUAGAGCUGGGUAAGACCAUACACAGAAGUAUCCUCUUAUAACCCUCUCUCUUUCUUUCUCUCUCUCUUUUUUUUUCUUGUAGAACUUUAUUUGCUUAAAAAAAAAAAAAACUGUUGCCCCCAAUAAUGACACCAAAAUUAAACACACACGCAUACACUUAUUUUUUUAUGCGUCCCUGCUGAAUAUUUAAACCAGAACAGAAUUGCACAGAAUCAUUUUCUUUCUUUUUUUUUUUUUUUUAACCCCUCGGGGAGGUCUCAGUUUGCCAAGUGUCCUUGUAAGGGUCAAAAGUUUGAGAGGGAUGAUUGCAAUGUUACUUCUAAUAGGAGAUUUUCCCAGACCCUCGGGGUCGAUGGCCUGAUUUUCAAGAAUGUAUUUCCUUAAAAAUUCAGACCGUAUUUCAUAUUAGGUCAGUGAUUUCUCCUUCUGCUUGUCUCUCUUUGAUUGGCAUGGAAGUAUUAUUUUGCUGAAGUGAGGAUUAUCAAAAUGACUGCGAGGAAAGGGUGAUGAAAAAUAUCCAUUCCACUCACUGCCAAAGCUGGAAACAAAUCUCAGCUGUUUACUUUUCACUGAAUUAUUUUACUAUUUUUGGAUGUAGAAUCCAAACAUCAGAAACAAACUAUUUUCAACUUUCUGUUUUUAACUAGGACCUGUUUGAUGAAAUGCUGAGACUGCUUUGGCAGGGUGACUUAUAAUAGUGUGUUGGUGCAUUACACUUUGGAUUACAUUUGAAUGUUCUAGAUGAUAAACUUAUUUGCACUGUAUCUUAAACGAUACUUAAAAUAUGGUCAAAAUAUCUAGUUUUUUUCUGGCUGAAAUGAUGCAAAUUUGAGUAUAUGCAUUUUAAAAUCCCUUUACAUGUCCGUUUUUUUUCAUUUGAAAAGCUUCAAAGCAAACCUACAACACAAUGAAAACACAAUGUGAUUAAUUCUUCAUGAAGAAUUGGGGAUUUUAAGAAAAUAUGUAUUCUGACUUGUAAUUCAAGAACUUUUUUGUUUGUUUUUUAAGAAAAGGCAGGAUUACGACUUGAAAAUGACUUUUUGAUACUCAAUUUAUGAGUCACAGCCACAGUUCUUUUAUUUGUCAGUACAUUGUGGUUAAAAAAAUGGGAUUUCUUCACAUCUGUCCCAUGUUUUGUAUUCUGCAGCAACCACCAUUGUUGAGGCAGGUAAAGACAAGAAGAACCCCGAUGACUUUGCAGAGGCCUUGGACUCCGUUCUGGGAGAUUUUGCCUUUCCUGAUGUGUUUUUGUUUGAUGUAUGGGGGGCUAUUGGAGACGUCAAGAAUGGGAGAAUGUAGACAUCAAACAUAUUCACGAGCACAUAAAGAUGGAGCUCUGUUUUCAGGCUCACCAAACCAGAGAGAAAAAACUGGUCCAACUUUCGAAGCUGCAUUAUCAGUUCCUCCAAACAUCUUUAACUAAUUAUUUAAAAUCCUAAUAGGCACUACAUUUCUUCCAAUAAUUUCCCCUUUAAACACUCAGAUAAAAGCAAUUUGCCCACAAGUUGAUCAUUAGUCUUGAUGUUAAAUGUCUGCAAACACACUAAUCUAAAGUUAAAGAGGCUCUGCAACAGCCCAAACAAAUUAAAUAAGAAUGGACUUUCAGCAUACUGCAACCCUAAGCAACAAGGCCACUUUAAAAGCACAUAAACAAAUCCAUACAUAAUAUAAAGACAGAAACAUUGGAAGGAGAAAAUAAUCUUGCUGCAACAAACAAAAUCAUAUGAAUUGGAAGCACAGGUGCAUUAAGUAUCUAAAUAAUGCAAUGCACAAAUCUAAGGUUAAGAAAUAUUUUGCAUAAGGUUUUUGCUUUUGGGUUGUAUUUAAUUUUGAAUUUGCAAAAAAGCAAUUUUUUCUCCUAAUGAAGAUGUUCAGGCUGUUGUAUGCCUCUUUUUGAUGCUGUACGUUCCAGGUGGAAAACAAUUGGUCUCACAUAUGUUAUGCAAGGUUUUGGGGCUCCCUUCAUCAUUAAGAUAUCUGAACAGUGUGUAAGGAACAUAGAUGCAAAGCACUCAGCCAGACAUCUAGGAAUCAAGGAAGCAAGAUAAGCACCAGUAACCUUUGUUCUCUGAUGAAAUCCCAAUGGGAAAAACAGGAAGGGGACAAGGGGACAUUUCUGGGUCACCUCUAAGUCGGAAUGUGUCAUUACAAUCUUUUAUAGCUUGUUUGUAGAGUUCAAGAGCAACACUUGAUUUUAAAGUUUUGAAAUAUGUGCAUGCAGAUUGUCACAGAGUGAGUUUACCAUUUGGCCUUAGAGAAACUAAACCUUUCAGAUGUAGGUCAUUAAACAACAGAUCUAUGUAGCUCUGAUAACCGGCUUGCAUAAAAUCAAACAUGAAAAAAUCUGUUUCAAAACAUGACAAAAAACAAACAUCCAAAAAAGAAAUCUGCUGUAGCAAAACCUCAGGGGGACAAUCUUCGGCUGAAAUUUUCUGCUCUAAGACCCUUAUUUUCCCCACAGUGUCAAACAGAAACCAAACCAUUGACAUUCCAGGACAAAAAUAAAAAGCAGGCUACAUGUACAUAAAUUCCUGAUCAGUUCCCGUUUCCUUGCUUAAUACCUUUGUAUAUGUAUCAUGGGAAAGUUUGUUUUAGCUUGAAUCAGCCUUUCUAUCUUUCUUUCUGUUGCUGCACUUGAGUUUUUCACGCUCUCAAAAGGUCACUAACUAAGUGAUAUUUAAAUAGGAAACCCUGACUCACUAAAUGCUGUUUGGCUCCACCUUCUUUUUCCAUUCUGGCUGCGCAAUAUCUGAAAGUAAUGUUUUGUUUGUAACACUUUGUAUAUGAUUGCUUCUCUUGAUGAAUUCAGACCAUCUGACAUUAAUAAACAGUAAGCAAAAAGAUCAAAAAAUAA